UUUUGCAUAAAUUCCUCUUUCGUGUUUUAAAAAAUUCUCACGGAAAAAUAUCCCAAAACAAUUUUCCCUUUGUUGAAAAAUCCCCCAAAACCCCCAAAACAGUGCUGGAAAAUUCAGGAAAAUGUUUUGGUGUGAAAAAGCAAUCCCAGAAAGCGUUCAGGAACCUACAAAAUUGAAUUAAACAGAUAAUCAACUCAGAAAGUUUUAGCAGUGAAACAUAACCUAAAAUUUUUGAUCCUUCCCUGGGAAAACAACAAAAACAUCCCUCCUGAAAAACUGCCCUAAUUAAAUUUUCAAGGAUUUCUACGAUUUUCCGGGGAAGAUGGUUACAGAACCAGUUGCAAAUACAACAAAAUCAAAGGCAACGUCACGAAAACGUCCAACUCCAGUGCACUCCUGGACAAAUGCAGAUGUGCAAAAAUGGUACAGACGCUGUGGGAAUAAUCCGCUUUAUGCAGAUCUCUUCGCAAAGCACGAAAUCACGGGGCUGACGCUGCUGCGGAUGAGUGAUCAUUCCCUGCUGCGGAUGGGCAUUGAGAAUAAUAGAGAUAGAGAAGCAAUCUGGCGUGAGAUUCUCAAGCAGAAGCUCAAAGCAGAUAUUAUGGAGAUUCGUGAUUUGGAGCGAAUGGCUGAAUAAAUUCCUGAAAAUGUAGAAUAAGGAAGCUGUUGCCGGAACUCCCAGAUUCUCCCCUUAAAUCCCAAACAAUGCUCAUUAAAAUUCUAUUUAUUUAAUGUA
This is a messenger RNA of Lutzomyia longipalpis, 736 nucleotides long. It is a transcript of the gene ave, whose product is annotated as protein aveugle. The record is from RefSeq and is a predicted model, not a curated record. Gene Ontology annotation, biological process: cell surface receptor protein tyrosine kinase signaling pathway. Gene Ontology annotation, cellular component: cytoplasmic side of plasma membrane. Bases 323 to 637 code for a protein of 104 amino acids. Lineage: Eukaryota; Metazoa; Arthropoda; Insecta; Diptera; Psychodidae. Gene Ontology annotation, molecular function: protein binding. The transcript has 3 exons.